UUUUCUGCGAGACGCCGGAGGGGAGGCGGGGUAGCUGUCAUGAUCCGUUCCACGACGUGGAAGAUGGCCUCGGAACUGCAACGGCCGGCGCUGAAUCGACGUCGAACUGGUGCCAUACACCUUCCUCGAGAGGGGGUUUAGGGGGGUUCUUUUCUCUCCUUCUGCUUUCUACAACUUCGUCUUCCAGUCGCGCAGAGACUCGUUUACUUUCUCGUCAUCUCUACGAACGCCAAUCUCCUAUCCCAACCCUCAGGCUUCGAUUCGUGAUUUCUGGCCUGCAACUUGUCAUAUCACACGUCGUCUCUGACACGCUCAAAUCCCCGAAAUUUUUCACGCAAUGGCUGCUCCCGAGCUCCCAAAGACUUACAAGGCGGCUGUGUACGAUCAGCCAGGGAAGAUCUCGACCAAGAUCGUGGAUCUGGAAAUGCCAGAGCCGGGACCGGGUGAGGUACUGAUCAACCUGACUCACUCUGGUGUCUGCCACAGCGAUUUGGGUGUCAUGACCUGCUCAUGGAGAGCCCUUCCCUUCCCUACUCCCGCCGGCCAAGUUGGUGGGCACGAGGGUGUAGGAACCGUUGUGAAGCUCGGCCCAGGCGCCGAAUCCAUUUGCAAGAUCGGUGACAGGGUCGGCAUCAAAUGGCUGUCCGGUAUAUGUGGAAACUGUCCUGCCUGUCUCGAAGGCGUUGACGCAUCAUGCGCUGCCGGGAAGGUGUCAGGAUAUUUCACCCCAGGCACAUUCCAGCAGUACGCCAUCGGACCGGCAAACUACGUCACGCCAAUCCCGGACGGCCUUAGCUCCGAAGAGGCUGCUCCAAUGCUGUGCGCGGGUGUCACCGUCUACAGCGCUCUGCGCAAGUCCGGCGCGGAACCUGGACAGACCGUCGUGAUUCUUGGUGCUGGUGGUGGACUGGGCCAUCUGGCCGUCCAGAUCGCUUCCAAGGGCAUGGCCAUGCGUGUGAUCGGCAUUGAUGGCGACGCGAAGAAGGACCUCGUCAUGGCCUCGGGCGCUGAGCACUUCAUACCUCUUUCUGUAGGCGACACGGUGAAAGCCGUUCAGGAUCUUACGGGUGGAAUGGGCGCCCAAGCUGUCAUAGUGUGCACAGCCGCAAACGGCGCGUAUGCCAGCGCGCCAAUGAUGCUGAAGUACAACGGUACGGUCGUGUGCGUGGGUGUCCCUGAGGGUGACAUGGUGCCCAUAGCUACUGCGUACCCGGGAUUGAUUGUGACCAAGUCGCUGAAGAUUGUCGGAUCGGCGGUGGGCAACAGGAAGGAAGCUAUAGACACGCUUGACAUGGCCGCGCGGGGCAUCGUCAAGACACAUUACAAGGUCGAAAAGAUGGACAAGCUGACUCAAGUCUUCGAGGACAUGCAUGCCAUGAAGCUACAGGGCAGAGUUGUGCUGGAUCUUUCCACGUGAGCCUAUGAGCUGUGAAAGAAGAGCGAACACGAAAAUGCUUAAAUGUACAUUUCUGAGAUCACGGCAAAGCCCGGAAUGAACACCAAAAAUUUAGCAUUGCUGUCGUCACGAGAUAUGCCCAGAUACAUUAGCCAUGGUUAAAAUUGAGGUCUUACACGAUCCUCCCAAAUCGACAGAAGACAUGUAUGGGAGUAGUUCUCUCCCG
Messenger RNA from Verruconis gallopava, 1622 nucleotides. RefSeq lists its product as uncharacterized. Gene Ontology annotation, molecular function: zinc ion binding; oxidoreductase activity. The record is from RefSeq and is a predicted model, not a curated record. The transcript is spliced from 2 exons. Bases 338 to 1417 code for a protein of 359 amino acids. Lineage: Eukaryota; Fungi; Ascomycota; Dothideomycetes; Venturiales; Sympoventuriaceae.